GUCAGCGUCUCGGUGUCAGCCCCGGCUCUCCAGCUCCACACAGCCGGACACACAGCUCAGCUCUCGGCACUUUCCCCCUCCAUUAUUUCUGGAUUAAACGGAACGCACGCGCUCUUCUCCGUUGGAAGCUCGUUACAGCGGACAAGUCGUACGAACUCGGCGUCGCGUUGAGUCCAACUGCACUUUUCAUCUGUUUUCGCAACACGAGCGUGUUUUUUUUUUCUCCAUAUACGCGGAAUUUUUUGUUUGCGCUUAAUGGAAAAUCUCUGCAGAGAAAAUUCAACGCAAACGGUCUAAACUGCUUGGAGAUCCGCAGACUGCUACACGAACACCGAACCGUUAUCUCUGUCUUAAUAAAACACAACUUUUCGCACUUUAUCACGCGCGGGCUGUAAAUACGAGUCAGGUCGGUUAGUUUAGGACCAGCGCUCUCUUUGCAGCAACUGUCUGGAUGCUAGCCGGAGUUAGCUUUAGCUUCCGAAGCUGGAACACAGUAUGUUUAUAGGCCUGUGAGAUUACAAACGUAAUUAGUUGCAUUUAUGUAUAUAUGUAUUUCUAUAUUCAUGCAAAAUGCAACAGUUUUGUGCUGCUUGACAUUUCGUACUUGAUGCAUAUUUCUUACACAGAGGCGGAGCAACACGUUUUGGGUCUGUAUAUCUGAUAUUAAUAGGAAAAUUUGCACGAGUUUUUAUUUUAUUUUAUUGUUGACAUAUUCGAAUAAUCGAGCCAUUCCUGCGUCUGUUGUUUAGUCGUAAAGUUAGAUUUGAUACACAACAAGUUUUUUCUUCCUCCUCUAAGAGAGUCAAGUUCAAGAAACCAAGGAUUUCAGGCAGAUUACAUCAGUCACGUCACUUCGACUUAUUAAUGAGUGAAAUGAUCGAUUAUUCGAUGUGCAUGUGCUAGUUUUGUGAUCUCCAUUAUCUAAUGAUACAUACAGGAGCUUGGACAUUUUUUUAACACUUUCCUCAAUCAAGUGGGAACUUGUUUCUCAUCAUUAAAGAAGAUGCAAUAAAGUUGCAUAACCAUGGUGUAGAUAUUUUUUUGUGUAUAUAUGUGUGGAGACUUUUCUGCCUUUCAACCCACUGAUGCUCGGCACCGACUGAUGCUUUCCAGUGACUUUAAAUAUGCCAUUUGGAUUUAAGUUGCAUAAAAGCUGUCAACCAGAAGCCCAAUGAGCGACACACAGCCAACACUCACUGACAGGUUUACCAAAAAAGCAGUCAGAACCAGUAGCAUUCUCAGCAGAGAUCACCCCCCAGACAAAAAGCCGAAAAGUGACAAGGCUUCCGUUCCUCCAGCGCAAGACUUUGACUCCACAGGACUGGUUCAGAGAUGCGUGAUCAUUCAGAAAGACGAGAACGGUUUUGGCCUUACAGUGAGCGGAGACAACCCUGUAUUUGUGCAGCUCGUCAAAGAGGAUGGAGCUGCUAUGCGUGCGGGGGUUCAGACUGGGGACAGGAUCAUUAAGGUCAAUGGGACCCUGGUGACACAGUCAAACCAUGUUGAAGUGGUGAAGUUAAUCAAAUCGGGUUCCUACGUGGCCCUCACCGUAUUGGGCAGACCACCUGGCUUACCCCAGAUUCCUCUAUCAGAGGUUGAUCUGAACCUCGAGUCGAUAGGGGAUAAUGGGGCAUCCUCAGACUCUUUCCCACAUUCUCCACGACAGAUCCGGAGCAGGCGGGAAUACAAGGAAGAGAACAUCGUGAUGCACGGCCCGAAGCCGCUGACAAAAGAUAGACAGGAGUUACAGAACAUGAAGGAAGAGUAUGUUAAGAAUCCCGCCAUCCGUCUCCUGAGGGACAUCCAGGAAGCCAAGAGAAACACACACAAAGCCUCACAGGAUGGUCUUCUUCUUGAAGAUGGUGAAAGUGCUGGUGUAGUGGAUGUGGACCAGGCUAGCUCCGAUGGCUUGUGGAGCCCUGCGCUGCAUCUCCACCACUCGGCAUCUUCUAUAACUGUUGCCAGAACAGACUCGAAAAGUCCAAAGAGCACACAACGAAACAGCCUCAACUCAUGGUCUUCACCUGAGACUGCAGACACCUCUGACCUGGACCUCCAUCCCAGCGUGAAAAGUCCCUCCUGUCAUCCCUCUCCUCAGAUCAUGGGAGCCGAGGAUGACUACUUUGACUCGGAACAUGAGCAGGAGCAGGCGAAUGUCCAGUGUAACUGUUUCCAGAGUUUGGACCUGCUUAAGAAUCGACCUGCGCACCUUGCAGCUUUCCUGUACCAUGUGGUGUCCCAGUUUGACCCUGCUCCUGUGCUUUGCUACCUUUACACUGACCUCUACAAGCAGACCAACUCAAAAGAAACCAGACGCAUCUUCAUGGACAUCUUCACCUUCUUUAUUGACAGGGGGGCUAACCUAAAAGUAACUGUGCCUGAAUCUAUCUCUUCUGAACUCGAACGACGGAGACCAGAGCUGAUUCCAGAGGAACUGCACAGACAGUAUGUCCAAACAAUGCAGGACACACUUCUCCGCGAGGUGAACAGAAUUCUAGAGGACUUUAGACAGAAACACAGUAUGGGCCUGACUUUAGUUGAGGGUGAGCCGUCACAUUUGGAUAUAGAGCAGUUAAAAGACCCCACUGCUCUGGAAAGAGAGAGAUCCUGUGCUGAGAGCAUCCUCACCAAAAUCGAUGACAUUCUGUUGUCUUCACUAGCUGCAGAAGAGGAAAAGUGUACCACUAUACAAUAUGUGAUCUACAUCUACAUGAAGCAUUUGGGCGUGAGAGGCAAAGAGCAGCGUAACCUGGAGUCCAAACGCGUGCGCAUAAAUUUCCUGCCCAAGAUCAAGAAGAGCAGCAAGCUGGAGAAAGAAGUAGAAGAAAAGGUAAAGAAGCCUCGUUUCAAUAUCUUGGGGCCGCAACGUCGACCAAGUCGCAUUGAAACAACGCCUGUAGGUCGCUCUGUGGAUGGAAGCAAGCCAAGACCUCAGAAGCAGCUCUCACAACCAGGGUUGGGAAAGUGUGAGGUGGUAGAUGGUGGGCGUUUUUUACGGGGAAGCCAGUCAAGCGAGGGCUCAGACCUCAUCCAAAACUCCACAGUCAUCAGCAACCUUCCUCCCUAUAGCCCUGUCUCAGACAACGCCUUCAAAGACACAGACUUUAGUGUGAACCAGUCAUCCGGGCACCAAAGGUUGAGUGAUGGUAUGCAAGUUGGGGAAGGGCUGGACAUGACAUACCCCCCAUGUGAUUACAUAUCCUACAAUGUAGAGCAUCUUGAUGAGGACAGAGAUGGAGACAGAUUUGUGGAUCUAGGCACACCUAAGCUGAGCAGAAGGCUGGAGGAGGCACUGAGUGAGGAUGAUGGUGUUUACUCUGACAUGGAUCCCCCAAACUGGCAGCAACUUGUAAAGAUGGAGGUUCUGGCUGAACUGACACCCCAGGAGAUCAAGAGACAAGAAGUUAUUAAUGAGCUUUUCUACACAGAGCGCGCACACAUGCGCAUGCUGAAAGUCCUGGACAAUGUCUUCUACCAAAAGCUGACCCGUGACAACAUAUUACCACCUGCCGAUAUUAAAACCAUCUUCAGCAACCUGGAGGAGAUCAUCCAGCUCCAUGGGACGAUUUCCGAGAAGAUGGCAGCAAUACGCAAGAGGAAUGAAACGUCAGUGGUUGGCCAAAUUGGAGAUGAUUUGCUGUCUUGGUUCAGCCGAGAAGAGGAGGAAAAGAUGAAGCAUGCUGUAGGCACCUUUUGCAGCAACCAGCCCUUUGCUCUGGAGCUCAUCAAGAGCCGACAAAAGAAGGACCAGCGCUUCCUCAGCUUCAUGCAUGAGGCAGAGAGUAAUCGGAUGUGCCGGAGGCUGCAGCUGAAGGACAUCAUCCCUGCCGAGAUGCAAAGACUCACCAAGUAUCCGUUACUGCUGGAGAACAUCGCCAAGUACACCGGUGAUCCAGAGGAGAAAGACAAGGUGAGGAAAGCAGCUGACUGCUGUCGUAAGAUCCUCAACCAUGUGAACCAAGCAGUGAAGGAGUCCGAGAAUAAACAGCAUCUGGAGGACUACCAGAGACGCCUGGACCUCUCCUCUCUGAAGCAGAGUGAGAAUCCACUCAUUUCCGAGUUUAAGACUUUAGAUCUUACCAAGAACAAGUUGAUUCAUGAAGGUCCACUCACCUGGAAACUGAAUAAAGACAAGACUGUUGAGUUAUACACACUGCUCCUUGAGGACAUCCUAGUGCUGUUACAGAAGCAAGACGAGAGGCUCAUUCUGAAAUGCCACAGUAAAAACCGUGCAGGCUCGGCUGACGUGCAGCACAUCUUCAGCCCUGUCAUCAAGCUCAAUACUGUACUGGUGCGAUCAGUGGCCACAGACAAUAGAUCCUUCUUUGUGCUCUCCAUGUCGGAUAACGGAGCUCAGAUCUAUGAACUGAUGGCCCAAACAGUGUCUGAACAAAGAAUAUGGCAGAGGCAUAUCAUUCAGCGAGCAGAGGCAAUGAAGUCCAGGCCACAUGGCAUCAUUCCCCUGCCUCAGCCUUCAGGGGAGAGAAAGGGCAUUGAAGUUGGUAAACUUGCCAAAUCUCCAGAGCGUGAAUGUACUAGCAGUGUUGAGGUCUCAGGUAAAGCCUGUGAUGCAGUGUCUGAUCAUGCCUCCAACAAUGAGGAGCAAGAGCAAGCUCAAGCACAUGGCCAUGACGAAAGCUCAUAUCCAGGGCCAGAGCUGCUGGGAGGCUGUGACGCAGAGUCUCCAUCCUCUUCCUAUAGAGCUAAUGAAGCUCUGAAAACCUUGGCAGCUUUAAAGCAGGUGCUGGUAACUCAGCUGAUGGCCCAGAACGAUGGGGAGCGGAUGGGCCGGCGUCUUCUCAGGACAACAUCUUUGCGCACAUCAUGCAGGACUCAGGACGCCUCCUCAGGGGACACGGGUUUUUUUGAAGGCACCGAGGAUUAUGCAGGCUACCUGGUGCUGGAAGGCUCGAAUGACUCUGAGAGCAGCGCUGAUGAUAACGUACAGUUCAGGAGGAAGGAGUUGGGGCUUUCCCGUGGCUGUGCUGCUGACUCGGGUAUCAGUCUCAGGUUUUCAUCGUCCUCUGCAGAGAGCUUAUGCGGAAUUAGCAGACAGGUUCUGACGUACCUGCGCUCUCUGCAAGCCAACCUCAGUCACCUCAAGGAGGUAGAGAGCAGAUACUAUCUGUUAAAGCAAAAGCAGGACACUGAAGGAAGCAAAGAUAAGAAGUAGCUGGCUCGAGAUAACCUGAGGGCACUUCAGCCUCCUGUACAGUCCGCAACAUAGAAAGCGAGUGAUGAAGAGUAAAACAGAGCAGCAUUUCGAGCAGCAGAGUAUGUGCCCUUUAUUUAAGUCAGUUAGGGAAGCUGGGCGGUCCUUUCUACACCUAGUUGGUUUCUGCGGCACUGCCUCACUCCUGUGAUGAACAAAUAUGUCCUUACAAAUCUAUAUAUAUGGUGUGUAUAUAUUUAUGAAUCAUUAAACAUUUUUAAGUAAUCACGUCACUUUUUAAAUUUAGAUAUAUUUAUUUUAUUUCCUUUCCAAGUUACUUGCAAGGUUUUUUUUAUUGGGGUUUUUUUUUUGUGCUUUUGGUUGCAACUUUCUCUUAAGUGUGCAGUGUGUGCUGUUGACAUGUCUAUUACAUCAUUCUUUCUGAGAGCUCUCUACUCACACCUUGUAUAAAAAUGCACUAGAUUCCCUUCUCUUUUUAUAUUUCAAGAGGUUAAAGAAUUCGAAAUGAGGAGAGCAUGAAACCUAAAAAAAAAAACUGCCUGCAAAUGCAGAAUAUAUAACUGUUGAGGUGGCUAGUGAUGCUAAUGAUGUCCUGUAAAGUUUUAUGUAUGUCUAUUUUUUUUUAUUAUUUUAUUUGAGCUGUUUAAUGAAAAUGUCUACUGUUGCAUCGUUUUGGACACCGUUUUGUUUUUGAAAGGAAUAUUGCUCUCGUUCUGUUACAUUUUAUUUCGCGAAGUACAACCAAAACCACCAGCGACAUGAACACAAGAAAUCGUAUGCAUGAAGUAUAGUUAACACACAGGACAUAAACAUAGUUGAGGUACAUAUUACCAGAGCUUGACUAAGAAGCUCGCAGUCAACAGAACUUUAAAUCUGGUGCUGUAAGAGACAUAAAAACAAACAGGUGAAAGAGAUCAAUGGCAGGUGACUUGCCUACUUCACUGGGUAAUGUGGUUCAGCUCAGUGGUUCUUAACUCCACUUCUGGAGGACCACCUGCCUUGCACAUUUUAGUAUUUUUCUUGCUCUAUUGCACCCAAUUCAAUUAAAGACAUGCUGUUCAGUAGCUGAUUAGUAAAAUCCGAAACCUAAGAAUUUUGUGAGAAAACACUAGAUGUGUGGGGCAGGUGGUCCUGCAGACCUGGAGUUGAGAACCACGCAUUUUGCUCCUCUGUGGCUCCACUGUGACAUUCUGUUUCGUCAUCAAAAGCACAGAAGCCAUGACUUUUAAAUGUCAUGGUAAAAUUGAUAUUGUGCUGUCCCAGUGUCCUUUGUGUAAUAAAUUAAACACAAUAGGGUGUGCUUUUAUAGCAUAGCACAAUAAUCCAUGUUGGGGUAGUGUGAUGAUGGCUGACAUGAAGCCACCUCCUUGAAUUAGAUUUUUUUCAAAUAACAAAAAAUCCUGAAGUCUCGUACUAUAGCAAUUUUCCAUUACAGUUUUUGGUUUAGUGUUUUUUUUUUUUUUUUUUUUACAUUUUUUCAUAUUGUAAAUUUAAAUAUUUAUACUGUAGUUGCAUUUAAUAUUGUGAAGUGUCAGUGAAACAAGUUUGUUCCUACUAGCACUUGCAUUAUACCAGCUGAAAAAUUUAAUAAAAUAAAAAUUUGACUGGUCAAAAAGCAUUCCAUACCCUCCAUCUAGAAACGUCUGUAGUCCAACUAGGGAUCAUGUAGGCCAAUAGUGCCUAUUGUAUUUUUCCCCAUUUUGUACGAACAUGGUAGGACCUCCUAUCACCAUACUCGCACACUACAGGCAAGUUGGGAACGCCAAUUAAUCUCAUCUGCAUGCCUUUGGACUCAGAAAAACCCACCAAGCACGGGGAGAACAUGCAAACUCCAUGCACACAGACCUGACGUGGGAAUCCAAUCUAUGACCUGGUGAUGCGCGGUGAUAGUGCUAACUGCAAAAUCUAAAGAACUGUCACUCACUGGAUUUUUCUCUUUUUUUUAUUGCACCAAUACAAAACUUUUUAGACUUUUGUGUGUCUCUGAGAUGACUUUUCUCCCAUUCUGAUGAUUGAUGUGAACAUUAUCCAAAGCUGCUGGCCCGUAUUUGCAUGAUUUUAUGCAUUGCACCGCUGCCUCAAGAUUGGCUGAUUAGACAAUUGCAUAAAUGUGAAGGUGUAAAAGCUUUCCUUUUAAAAUGUUCGGUGAGUGUCUGUUUAAAACUCAUGGGGAAAAUGUGUUAAGACAUUGUAUUUAAAAAAGAUUUCAAAUUAUAAGUCGCACAUGUGAAAAUAAAGAAGCUUUCUAAAGUUCAGAAAAAACAUUAUUAAACAAUGCUCUGGUGGCACCUUAAACACCCCCGGUUAGUACAGUUGUUUAGAGAAUUUGCAGGUGAGAAAUUCACAGAAGCUCAAGCUAUUAUCAACAGACAGGUUUGCUGAGCAAGAUUUCACAAGACAAAUGAUAAAUUCAGCUCAUCAUGUUUGGUAAAUGAAUGGUCGUGAAGGCUCAACCCAAGUACUCCAUUACCACAGUGAACUACUAAUGACCCAUAAUAUGGAUCUGCUUCUCUGCCAACGGUACUGGGACAUUAAACAUCAUUAAAGGCAACAUAAAUGAAGCACUGUACCAGGACAUAUUGGAAAAGAAUUUAAUCUGAUAGUCAAAAAAAAAUGAAUUUGGGGAGAAAAUGGAAGUUUUACCAAGACAAUCAAUCCAAAUAGCUCAGGAAGGCCAUGAAUGGCCCGAACAAUAUUCUGAAAUGAAUCUCACUGAAGGAUUUUAAAACUGAGUCUAUCAGCGGGACUUUACCUUGGGGAAUUGAAGACAUUUUACAAGAAGAAGAGCUAAAUUGAAGCACUAUUCUGUAAAAACCUAAUUACUCCUUACAGUUUUGCAAUAAAGAUGUAAUUUUGUCA
Messenger RNA from Clarias gariepinus (North African catfish), 8032 nucleotides. RefSeq names its product Rho guanine nucleotide exchange factor (GEF) 12a (gene arhgef12a). Bases 1172 to 5173 code for a protein of 1333 amino acids. The transcript has 40 exons. Gene Ontology annotation, cellular component: cytoplasm. Gene Ontology annotation, molecular function: G protein-coupled receptor binding; guanyl-nucleotide exchange factor activity. Gene Ontology annotation, biological process: G protein-coupled receptor signaling pathway; intracellular signal transduction. The record is from RefSeq and is a predicted model, not a curated record. NCBI's taxonomy places the organism in Eukaryota, Metazoa, Chordata, Actinopteri, Siluriformes, Clariidae.